AUGAUAUUUAUUGAUUAUCAAAUUUUUUUUCUUUUUUUUAUAUAUCAAUUAAAUAAAACAUUUGCUCUAUAUUCAAUUCAAUGUUGUACUGGAAAUGAUAAUACAUGUUCAUCAAACCCUGUUGAUUGUCCUUCAAAUAUUUGUUUUAAAUUAGUAAUUAAUAAAGUAACAGAAGAACGUGGAUGUCUUGAUGAUUUAAUAAAAUUAAUAAAUUCAGCAAAUAAAGGUAAUAAAACAUUAAAUGAUAAAAAUGAAUAUCGAACUGGAUCAUCGAAUGAUCAAUGUCAUAAAUUAGGUGGAUAUGGUAAUGGAAUGUCUUUAUGUAAAUGUACAAAUAAUUUAUGUAAUUUUUCUUCAAAAAAAAUUCAUUUAACAAAUUUUAUUUUUAUAUUAAUUAUAUUAAUUAUUCAAGAUUUUCGAUAA
This is a messenger RNA of Rotaria sordida, 423 nucleotides long. The record is from the annotation of a GenBank genome assembly. Lineage: Eukaryota; Metazoa; Rotifera; Eurotatoria; Philodinida; Philodinidae.